Eupeodes corollae is the source of this 4042-nucleotide messenger RNA. Its product is annotated as calponin homology domain-containing protein DDB_G0272472. Lineage: Eukaryota; Metazoa; Arthropoda; Insecta; Diptera; Syrphidae. Gene Ontology annotation, molecular function: RNA binding. Gene Ontology annotation, cellular component: nucleolus. The record is from RefSeq and is a predicted model, not a curated record. The transcript has 6 exons. The coding region runs from base 137 to 3901 and encodes 1254 amino acids. Gene Ontology annotation, biological process: maturation of LSU-rRNA from tricistronic rRNA transcript (SSU-rRNA, 5.8S rRNA, LSU-rRNA).
UUGUCCAAUUUGUCAAAAAGUUUUGGCCUCUACCUCCGCACGUGUUGUUUUCUGUUUAAUUCCCGCAACGGUUUUGUAUUCCUUAAUAAAUUAAUAAAAUUAUUGUAAUUUUCUACCACUAAAUAAACGCAAUAAAAUGCCACCAGUAAAGAAAGUUAAAAAACAACCUCAAACAGCAGAUCCUCCAGCAGAGAAUGCCUCAGUUGAGCCUGAGGAACAACUUGCUAUUUCAGGACAGUUGGACAAAAAAAUAAAAAAUGCAAGAGCCCGCCGCAAUAGACAGCGCGGUGUUGUCGUUAUUAGGCAUUUGCCUCAUGGUUUCUUCGAGGAACAAUUGAAGAACUACUUUGAACAGUUCGGCAAAGUAACUAGGUUACGUUUGGCCCGUUCCACUCGUACCGGUGGCAGUAAGGGUUUUGCUUUUGUUGAGUUCGAGUAUCCAGAGGUUGCUGAAGUUGCCGCACAAACUAUGGACAACUAUUUGAUGUUCCAGAAAGUGGUUAAGGCACAGUUCAUACCGCCAGAGGCUCAGAAGUACAACUACUUUAAAUCCUCAGUGAGGAAAGUUUUAAAUAAGGUUGGUAAACCUAUUUACGUCUCUGGAAAGACAGCAUCAAUUCAGAAGAAAGCAAUAGAAUACAAUAACUGGUCCGAUGAAGCUUACCAAAAACGUAUCGGUUCAAAUCUUCGCAAGUUGGAGAAACUCAAGGAAAAAUACGCCCAUUUGGGUAUUGACUUUGAUAAUUUUACAGUAAAACCCAACAUCCAGUCAGUCGAUGAGAAAGAAGAAAAGGCUAAGAAUAAAAAAGCUGAAGCAAAGGCUUCCAGUCAAAACAAACAAAAGCCCGAAGCGGGUAGUAUUCUUCUAUUGAAAAAGGGCAAACAACCGGAAGAAGGUACAAAAAAAUCGAAAAAUCCCAAGGCCAAGAAAAUUAUUGAACUUAAAGAUCUCCUCGAGAAUACCCUAAACGAAGAAGCAUCUUCAGAAGAUGAAGAAUUCGUACCAACUGAAGACGUUACAACAUCAGAUGAGGAAGAUUAUGGUCUUAUGGAUGACGACGACGAAGAAGAAGAGAAAAUUCCAGUUCCCAAAAAAGCAGUUAAGCCUGUUAAAGUUGAUCGCGCUGCUGAACUUCUCAAGCGAAAACCCAAUGCUGGUGGCAUUCAAAAGAAGAACAAAAUUUUAAAAGACAAAAAUUCCAAGAAGCCGAGUAGUGUUGCGAAGAAAUCGCUGAAAGUUGAAGCGAUGAAAGAUAUCAAAGAAUUGGGUAAAACAAAACAAAUGAAGAAAACAGAUUUUAACAAGAAAUCAAUUAAGAAGAAGCGAAAAAUCGAUGUAGAUGUCACGCUAGCUGAUGGACAGGCCCGUCCACAAGAAGUUUGCAUGGCAAAAACUAGCAUAAUUUUCGGCAAUCGUUUGCGGCUGAUUACGUUUAUCGCCCUACCAACUGCCAAAGAUAACCGCACCUUUAUAGGAAUAGACUUCCUUGAAGAAAAUGGCGUUGUUCUUGACUUGGGUCAACGGCAAAUCUUCAACAACUCGUUAAGAAGCACGGAUGUAACUCCAGAGCGAAGUCGAGAAAAUCUGUUUCCGCCACUUAAGCAGAAUGAUGAAGGGGGUGAUCCAGACUCAUGGUUCACCGAAAUCAAUUUAAUUGAUGUAAGCCUCCGAUCUAAUGAAGCAAAGGAGUUAACUCCAGCUGAGAAGCGGGAACUGUGCCAAUUGCUUAUUAGUAAUAACGGAGCAUUCAGCGAGAUCAAGGGCGCAACUCCAUUCGCAACUCACAAAAUUGAUACUGGGAAUCACGAUCCUAUAGCAGUUUCUCCGUAUCGACUGUCACCCACACGCAUGGACCAAUUAAAGCAAGAGCUUGCUAAUCUAUUGGAUAACCUAGUGGAGGUGGCGGCCGAACACAACUCCAAGGGUCGUGGGUUCGAAUCCCGGUCGGAGCGCACAAAAAAUAUUGAAGCUUUUUUUCACAAUCGUGAAAUCGUAGAUUUUAUUGAUUGGGAAAAAAAGCAAAUGGAGAGGGAGAGGAAAGCAGGGGUAUCGAAAGAUACCUCUGCCAAUACAUCAGGUGAUGUUACUGUGGUGCAAGCAGCGGUACAAAAAAUCACCGAAACAACAUCUGACCAUUCAACGGACCAGUGGGCCAUUGUAAAGAGAAAAAGGCAAUCUCCCAACUUGGUAAAACGUACUAAUCCAGCCAAGCGGAACGCAAAUAAGAAAAAAAUGGAAGAAAAAUCGAAAGGUGUGGCGUCAGAGCACGAAACAUCAGAGAGUGAUGACUCUGGGAGCCCAGAUUACGUCUCAGAGGGUGGAGAAGGGCAGUUUAGGUCUCCGAAAUAUAGGAACAAGAUCCUAUCGGAGACAGAACCGCCAACAAAUAAAUCGUUGGAGGGGGAGGUGGACCAAAUCCUCCAUGAAGAAAAGCAACUGAUGGAGGCACUGCAAACUAAACAGGCCGCCAUCAGUAAAUUUGAAGACAGCCUGAAAAAACUAAAGGAGGAAAUGGAGCCACUCCUCAGCCAACUAAAGCUUAAGCAAGAAGCGCGCCGGCAGCAAGUGGCAGCGCAACUGCAACUGCAACAAAAACACCAGCAGCAAAAACAACAGCAACAACAACCACGGCAGCAAAAACAACCACAACCCAAGCCCGCUCCCAAAAACACAGGAGCGGAGCAAAAUAAAAAGAAGCCAGCAGCAGUGACAGGCCCAAUUGCUGAGGGCCCAUCGACUUCGGCUAAGGCCAAACAGCAGCAACAACAACAGCUACAACAACAGCAGCAGCAGCAACAGAAACAGCAGCAACAGACACAGCAGCAGCAAAAACAGCAGCAACAGCAAAAACAGCAGCAGCAGCAACAACACCAGAAACAACCACAGCUCAAGAAGGAGAAGGUGCCACCAAUUAGGACCUAUCAGGUUGACCUGCAGGACUUGAAACAGGUAUGUAAGUCGGCCACUAAGGGAAAUUUUUUACUAAAUAUUUUGAACGAAAAAGAAAAGCGGUAUUCGGUACAGUGCUUCUCACUGGCCGAAUACAAGCUAGUGAAAGAGUUACUUAAGGAGGCCACAGCUGAGUUCUUCAGCUACACGCCUAAGAGCGAAAAAUUCCAGACGGUCCUUCUGAAGGGUAUAAGUUCCUGCACGGAACCAGAGGAGCUUUUAGCUGAGCUCCGUCAAAAAGCCACAGACGAUCUCGAUUUUAUCGGGGUCAAGCCUUUCACUACGGUGAAGUCCAGGCGAGGGGGUUAUAGGCUGCCAAUGUUCCUGGUAACAUUAUCGCCCCAAAGCAGUGUUAAUAGUGUCAAGGGAAUCACAUCUCUCGACAAUCAAGCUGUACGCUGGGAUACAUUAAAAAGGCACGACGGCAUUUUACAAUGUACUAACUGCCAGAGGUUUGGCCAUGCCAAUGCCAACUGCAAUAUGCAGUUGCGUUGUGUCAGGUGCGGAGAAACCCACAAAGUAGGUGAAUGUAAGCUGGGGAAUGAGCGGGUUGAGGAUUUGACCCUGCUCAAGUGUGUCCUUUGUGGAAACCAAGGGCACCCGGCUAGCUAUAGGGGUUGCCCUAAGGUCCAGGAAAUGAAACAGAAACAGGCCAGUCAAAAAGCCGAAAUAAGUCGAAAAGUUCGACAGGCUCCUAUACAAAAAUUCGUAGAUCCCAAAUUCUCUUACGCCCAAAUGGUGUCAGGGAGUGGAAACACGAGACAGGCUCCACCAACGGUUGCCCCAAAGGCCCCUGUGCCUAAGGCACCAGAGGUGCAGCCUGACAUUGUAGCCUUGUUGUUGAGCAUUCAAGGUCAACUAACAGGACUGCAAAGUCAGAUAAAGGAGCAAGGCAAAAGGGUAGAUCAUCUCUACUCUUUGUUGCCUGGCCUGGCGCAAUUUAGACCAUAAUGGGCGCGCUGCCGGAGACGCGCCUAAAAGUCCUAGCUGUGAAUGUAAAUUCACUGAUUAGGAUUGAACGAAGAGCCAAUAUGUUCCAAUUGUUGAAAGACUACAGUCCCGAUGUGUUUAUGGCUAGCGAAACUAAGCUAA